AUGGGGACCGUGCCCGAGGCAGGAGGGACACUCCACCUGGGGGUCAGCGAGAAGGCAGAGGCAGCCCGGCCCGGCGGAGGCCUGCGGCUGGGGGAGCUGCAGCUGGCCGAGGAGUGGCAGGACGAAGAAUUCCCCAGGCUGCUCCCCGAAGAGGCUGGUCCGACCGAGGACCCCGAAAGCUACUCACAGGAAGGCACCCCCAGCACGCUGGCCCUGGGCGGCCUGCGCCCCACGCGCCCCAUGCGGAAGCGCCUUUCUGCCCCCGAGCUGCUGCGGAAGCUGGGGGCCCCCGGGGCGCGCGGAGCCUCCCCCUCGGAGCCCCCCUCCCCUGACGGCAGCUCCGACCUGGAGGUGGACGAGCUGCAGACACCUUCCGACUCUGAGCAGCUGGACAGUGGACACGAAUUUGAGUGGGAAGACGACCUCCCCCGGGCACAGCGCCCCGGGGCCAGCGAGGCGGCCGAGAGUCUGGGCCGGGGCUGCAUGUGGGACGUGGCCGGAGAGGACGGACGUCGCUGGAGGGUGUUCCGAACGGGACAGCGGGAGCAGCGGGUGGACAUGACCGUCAUCGAGCCCUACAAGAAAGUCCUGACUCACGGAGGCUACCGCGGUGACGGCCUCGACGCCGUCAUCCUCUUUGCCUCCUGCUACCUGCCCAGCAGCAGCGUCCCCAACUACAGCUACGUCAUGGAGCACUUGUUCAGGUAUAUGGUGGGGACCCUGGAGCUGCUAGUGGCCGAAAACUACCUGCUCGUCCACCUGAGCGGAGGCACCAGCCGGGCACAGGUGCCGCCUCUCAGCUGGCUCCGCCAGUGCUACCGGACGCUCGAUCGGCGGGUCCGCAAGAACCUCCGCGCUCUGGUGGUCGUCCACGCCAGCUGGUACGUGAAGGCCUUCCUGGCGCUGCUGUGGCCCUUCAUGAGCUCCAAGUUCACGCGGAAGAUCCGUUUCCUGAGCAGCCUGGGGGAGCUGGCCCAGCUCAUCUCCCUGGACCAGGUCCACAUCCCCGAAGCGGUCAGACAGCUGGACCGCGCCCUCCCCAGCUCAGGAGGGACCUAGCAGGGCCUGGCACCCAGCACCCAGCACCCCGCAGGCGCAGCCCCGCAGCCCGGGGGGCGGGCGGGCGUCCGGCUGCCGGUAAUGUCCUCUUCCCCAGAGCGCCCUGGUGGCCGCCGCUGCCAGCCAGGCCCGGGGUCCGGUGGCCCCUCCCGGCCAGGGUGCCUGCC
Messenger RNA from Condylura cristata (star-nosed mole), 1226 nucleotides. It is a transcript of the gene BNIPL, whose product is annotated as BCL2/adenovirus E1B 19kD interacting protein like. The transcript has 10 exons. Lineage: Eukaryota; Metazoa; Chordata; Mammalia; Eulipotyphla; Talpidae. Gene Ontology annotation, cellular component: cytoplasm. Gene Ontology annotation, biological process: apoptotic process. The record is from RefSeq and is a predicted model, not a curated record. The coding region runs from base 1 to 1059 and encodes 352 amino acids.